This is a messenger RNA of Plasmodium berghei ANKA, 915 nucleotides long. RefSeq names its product BIR protein. The transcript is spliced from 3 exons. Bases 1 to 915 code for a protein of 304 amino acids. Lineage: Eukaryota; Apicomplexa; Aconoidasida; Haemosporida; Plasmodiidae. The record is from RefSeq and is a predicted model, not a curated record.
AUGGAUACAAAUCUGUGUAAUAACUUCAUUUAUGUAACGACGAAUUUAGAAUAUGAUUCGAAUAAUAAAAAUUAUAAAUUUAAUGAUGAUACGCAUUUCAAAACCUAUUGUACUAAUAGUAGUUGUGAUAGUGAUCUCGAAAAAGUUAAUGCUGGAUGUUUAUAUUUUUUUAAAGAAUUCUUUGGGAGUUCUGAGUUGUUUAAGUCUGUUGCAAAAAGUAACAUUGAUACUGUUGAAUACAUUAUGAUAUGGUUAAGUUAUAUGCUGAGCCUAAAGAAUAAUGACCCACAACUCACCAAUCUAGAACAUUUUUAUAAAACAUAUAUAGAGGGUACUGGUAAUUAUAAAGAGACUAUAGCGAAUGUUACGGAAUAUAAAAAUUAUAAGGAUCUUAUAGAUACAAAAAAAUAUUAUUUGAAAAUGGAUAAUAAUAUUAUAUUUAAAUUUUAUGAUGCAUUUAAAUUAUUAUGUGAAAUGUAUUCUGCAUUUGAUGGAAGCACGUCAAAUUGCACAAACUGUUCGGGGAAAGCUAAUCAAUUUGUUGAAGAAUAUAAAAAUCUUAAAGAAAAUUCUAGUGUUACUAAAAAUAGUUCAUAUAGUAAAGUGUUAUCUAUUUUAUCAACUGAUUAUAAUAGCUUAAAAAAUAAAUGUAACGAUACCUUAUCCUUUCCAUCGAUAGAAACAACACAAAAUACUACAAAAAUUACUGAACAAACUGUACAAAAUUCUGCACAAACAUCUGAAGUUACAUCAAGUUCGUCAAUAGGAGACAAAUUAAUUCCAGUUUUAUCGAUAUUUGGUGCAAUAGCAUUUUUUUUAGGAAUUGGAUAUAAGUAUUCAUUAUUUAAGUCUCGAAAACGAUCUCGAAAACAUCAUUUAAGAGAAAAGCUAAAAAAUAAAGAAGAAACUGGAUAA